ACGGAACGCAACAAGUAAACAACGCUGAUUUUCGCAAACGCGCUGGCGCACACACAAACCAAGCGAAAGAGCGCGAGCGAGCAAAUUAUUGAGUGCAUUUAUAUGAGUGAGCAAUUGGAGUAGUAAAUAGUGAAUGUGCAUAAUAUUACAUUAAAAAAAUAUGCAUAUAUGUAUAUAGUGAUUGCAAAACACCAAUACAUACACAUGCAUGUAUAUGUAUAUAAUGAAGUAACAAAUGUAUUUGCAUAAUAAAAAAGGUAAUGAGAUUGACCAAUAGUAAAUAGCAACUUGUGAAUGGUGAAUAUAUUCGUAGCUUAAUGAAGGAGUAAAGAGAUAGAGGCAAAUAAAAUCGGUUUGUUUGUAACAACAGGUAAUAAAUAAUCUCGCUCAAAAUUAGCGAACAUGAAUUCAAAGCAAAAAAUGUGAAUAUUUCUUUAAAAAUAAAAUAAAUAAAAAUAAAAACUCGCCAAAAUUGCAAAACAAGAUUUAAAUGCAGAAGAAACAAAUAAAAAUUCACUCACACACUUGAAUAAACUAGCACAAGCGUGCAAUUAACCAAAAAGAUGUCAUUUUAUCCAUGCAAAUCGCCAGUCAAAUGCUUGACCACUAUUUCAUGCCUCAUCUUCGUGACGUUGCUGCAGUUGACCGCUGGCCAAGGUAUUUAUUCCAUAAUCGCGCCCAACACACUGCGACCCAACUCACAGUAUCAUGUAGCUGUAACGGUGCAUAAAUCACCAGAACCCAUCAAAGUGAAGGUGGGCAUAAUCGGCAGCAGUUAUACAGAUUUCAAAAUAGCGGAGGUGCGACCAUACUCCACCGAACUGGUGCAUUUUGAGAUACCAGCCUUAAAGCGCGAUCGCUACAACUUAACCGCUGAGGGACUCAAUGGCAUUAUCUUCACCAACGAAACUCAACUCAAUUUCGAGUCAAAACAAUUCACCGCAUUGGUGCAGACAGACAAGGCUAUUUAUCGACCGGGCGACUUGGUGCAUUACCGCGUCUUAUUGUUGGAUGCCAAUUUGAAACCAGCACGGAACUUCGGACGUGUACACCUAACGAUACGAGAUGCUGGCAAUAAUAUCAUCAAAGACUAUCGAGAUAUACGUCUAACCAAUGCCGUCUAUAGCAAUCAUUUGCAGUUAUCGGACUAUCCGAAAAUGGGUGAAUGGUCGGUGAAUGUUGAAGUGAUGGAAGAGACACAACGUAGCACCUUCGAGGUGGUCGAAUAUAUUUUACCCAAAUUUGUCGUGGAAAUAGACACCGCAAAACAUGCUAUCUAUAAAGAUGGCAAAAUCCGUGCAACGGUCAAAGCAAAUUACGCCUAUGGUGAACCCAUCAAGGGCGAAGCUACACUAUCAAUAUACCCAACAUUCUUCGGUUCACUGCAGCCUUUCGUUAAUGAUUUGAUCACCAGAAAAGUGGUGCCCAUUAAUGGCAAUGCCUAUUUCGAAUUCGAUGUACGAGAUGAGCUGAGGCUAAAGGAGGAUUAUGAACGUGAAUAUUUGUUGGACGCGCUGGUCGAGGAGAAGUCUACUGGUUCGGUGCAGAACUUCUCUACUGUGAUAACAGUGCAUUUAGAUGCGUAUCGCGUUGAGACAGUGCGCAUACCGAGCUAUUAUAUACCGGGUGUGCCGUUCGAAGUGACGGCUAAAAUAGUGCGCAAUGAUGGUGCUCAGCUGAAAGACUUCCCACCCGAGGCCACAGCCUAUUUGACAAAUGUAUAUGGCAGCAGCGAAAUGUAUAAUAAAACUGCUUAUGGUAUCAAUACAAAUGGAGAAUUUAAAAUGAAAUUCACAGUGCCAGAGGGUGACAGAGAUGAAUAUCAUUCUGUUAUUGUAAAUUAUAUUGGUAUUAUAACGGAUGUCGGUAAAAUACCGCGAAAACAUUUACAUAGUAAAAAUUAUAUAACUGCAAAAAUAUUGACCGAUAAGCCAAUGAUAAAUCAAGAUGUCGCUGUCGCUGUACGAUCCAAUGAACCGAUGAAAUAUUUUGUAUAUCAGAUUGUAGGGCGGGGCGAUAUUAUAACAACAUAUGCUGUGCAGGUGGAUAGCAAUAAUUAUCAUACCUUUAAGUUUUUGGCCACUUUUGCUAUGAUGCCGCGAGCGAAGUUGCUGCUCUAUAUGGUUGUUAAUGGUGAAUUUGUGUACGAUGAGCAAGUGAUUGAGUUUGAGCAUACUUUAAUAAAUAAUGUGCAAAUCGAAGCACCUCUAAAGGCCCCACCAGGCCAAGAUAUCGACAUAACAAUUACAACAAAACCAUAUUCAUAUGUGGGUCUAAUGUUAGUCGAUCAAAAUGCGGCGAAUAUAAGAAAAGGUAAUGAUCUUAGUUAUGACAGAAUCAUGGAUGCCUUACAUGCAUACGAACUACGCGAUAUCAAUACACAACGUGGUUCGCCGGGCAAAGAGUCGGGCGUUAUAACAAUGACGAAUGCUGAUUUUAUAAUAGAAAAAGAACCGGAAACCACACCGAAUUUGCUGCGUGACUACGAUGACGAUGAUGAUGACGACAAUAAAUUGACAACAAUACGUAAGACCGACAUUGGGCCUGCACAUCACAUCGAGGUAAAUACUUUGGCACCGGGUAAAGGUCGUUAUGCCUUUUCGUAUACACCCAAGCCGUAUUGGCAUAAUCCACGUAUACAUUUAAUGCACGAACCGGCUGAUACUUGGCUUUUCCUUAACAUUUCGGCGAGUAAUGAGGGACGUACAACGUUACACCGCCGCAUACCGAGCUCUAUGACAUCAUGGGUGCUAUCCGCGUUCUCUUUGGAUCCCAUAACCGGUUUGGGUUUGACGCGACCAAUAAAAACUAUGCAGUCGUAUAAGGAGUUUUUCAUCACAACCGAGGUGCCAUAUUCUGUAAGGAAAGGAGAGACUAUCGCACUGCCUUUCGUUAUAACCAACAAUAAGGACUCUGAUUUGGAUGUGGAGGUAACAUUUUAUAAUACAGCACAGGAGUUUGAAUUUCCGCCACUCGACAGCAAAGGCAAUCCCACACCGAAAAUUGAAUUAUUUAGUCGCCGCACCGUGCGCGUACUCGCCAAAACGGCCAAACCCAUCGCCUUUAUUGUAAAACCCAAACGUGUGGGACCCAUUAAUGUUAAAGCCGUAGCCAAUUCCCAGCUCGCAGCUGACACCGUCGAGACGACGCUACUUGUGGAGUAUCCUGGUGCCACCGAAACCGUUAAUCAUGGUUUUCUCUUCGAGCUUAGUACGGGUCCACAAACUAAAACUAAUCUAACUGUGAAUGUGCCGCGGAAUGCCAUUGCCGGUUCAACUAAAAUAGAAGUGACUGCAGUGGGUGACGUUAUAGGUAGUUUAUUAGGCAAUAUAGAGCAUUUGAUCACGUUGCCAACGGGUUGUGGCGAACAGACUAUGGUGCAUUUUAUGCCAAAUUUAUUGGUACUGCGUUACCUGGAGCGUAUCAGCCAAUUGACGCCCUCGAUUGAAAUGCGCAUCAGAAGCAAUCUGGAAGUGGGCUAUCAGCAUUUGCUCUACUAUAGCCAUGAGAAUGGUGCUUUUAGCGCAUUUGGUUUGGAGCAGAAGAGUGGCUCUACUUGGUUGACCGCUUAUGUCGCGCGUGCUUUUCGGCAGGCCUCACCAUACAUUUACAUCGAUGAGAUGAUUGUAAAGCGUGCUUUAGAAUAUUUAGCUGGUAUGCAAAAUAGCGAUGGCGGUUUCGAUGAGAGAGGCGAUGUUUUCGAGGCCUUCACUGAUGGCGGUCUGAGCUUGACGGCAUUUGUGACGCUGACGUUUAUGGAAAAUACGAAAUCAUAUCCAGAAUACACCAACCACAUCAACAAAGCUUUGGACUUCAUCACACGCGGCUUAGACAACUCAAACGAUCUGCAUGCGAUGGCAAUUGGCACUUAUGUGCUUUCCCGUGCGAAUCACAACACAAAGAGCGCUUUCCUACAUCGCCUCGAUGCAAUGGCGGUCAAUGAAGAUGGCAAAAAAUGGUGGAAUAAAACAGCGCCUGUGGCCGAAGGCCCCUCACCUUGGUACAACCGCACACGCUCCGUGAAUAUAGAGAUCUCCUCCUAUGGCGCGUUGGCGCUGCUCGAAAACAAUCUAAUUGGCGAUGCCUUGCCCGUGCUUAAGUGGCUUGCGGAUCAACGCAAUGCUUUUGGUGGUUUUGUAUCCACACAGGAUACCGUUGUGGGCAUACAAGCGCUGUUGGCCUUCGCCGAACGGUUUUCCAGUCAAGCGAAUAAUGUACAGAUCAGCGUGCAGUAUGGUCAGGGCGCUGAGACGACGCUCAAUGUGAAUGGACAGAACUCGUUGGCUUUGCAGAGUUAUGAGUUGCCAAAUACGAUCAAAAAUUUUACGAUAUCAGCAACAGGCCGUGGUAUAGCUUUUGCGCAAUUAAGUUACAGUUAUAAUACGAAUGUGACGAGUGCGUGGCCAAGAUUCGUGCUCGAUCCGACAGUGAAUCGUAAUUCGCAUUCGGAUUAUUUGCACUUAUCGGCGUGUGCCAGUUUCGUCUCAGUGGAAGGCGAUGCAAGUCGUUCGAAUAUGGCAGUUAUGGAAAUAUAUUUACCCAGCGGUUUUGUUGUAGACACUGAAACCUUGCCCACUCUAGAGUCCAGCGAGAGAAUUAAGCGUGUGGAAACAAAACGCCGUAACACUGUUGUUGUCAUUUACUUUGACUACUUAGACAGGCGAGAGGUGUGCCCAACGCUGCAUGCUUAUAAGAUCGUAAAAGUAACUGGUCACCAACUGGUGCCGGUUAUCAUGUAUGAUUACUACGAUAAUGCUCGACGUGCGCGUCAAUUCUAUCGUGCGCCGAAAUCAGUUGUCUGCGAUAUAUGCGAACACGCCAACUGUGGCACGCUGUGCGAGAAAGCUGAAAAGCGUGAAUCGCGUCCCUUUGGAGGCAACGAAAUUGGUGAGCUAGAAAGCAGAUCGGGCGGUACGUGCGCAAAGGAUAUAGCGUGGGCAUAUGUGCUACUGCUUCUGACUGCUUUGGUAGCAAAUUUUGCAUAAAUUUCAAAAUUAACUGGUAACAUUUACUAAUUUUAUAAGAAAAAAAAAUACGAAACAGAGCUUUAACAAAUUCAAUGUAACAACGAGUGAUACUAAACAGUAAAGACAGAUGAACGUGUGUCGCGUUUCAUAGAUAUGUACAAGCAAUUUUUUUUUAGUAGUAUUCCUUUAUAUAAUAAUUAAAUGUGUGCGGUGCUGUACACCUAAAAACAUAUUACAAAUCUAUUGUAUAGCUAGUACUUGUUUGUAUGUAUGUUAUAUAAUUGUUGUUAAAAUUUAUUUUGACAAAUUUGUAUAAAAAAGAAAGAUGGAAAUGAAAUAUGUUCAUUAUUACAUUUAAUGAGCAGUUCGUAUAUGCAUAAUGUAAUUGAUGUGUGUACGAAUGUGCGUAAAAAUAUAUAAAUUGUUGACUAAAUAUGUACUUAGUUAUAUAAGCGCUAAAAUCUACUAUUGUAAAAAUAAUUUAAAAAAUGCCGAAAAUUGCUUACUAUACUCCUUUACGCACCGUCUUAUGAAAUACAUUAAUAAAAAUUUCUAAUAAUACUAA
Molecule: messenger RNA, 5532 nt
Organism: Ceratitis capitata (Mediterranean fruit fly)
Lineage: Eukaryota; Metazoa; Arthropoda; Insecta; Diptera; Tephritidae
Gene: Tep3
Product: CD109 antigen
Exons: 19
Coding region: 564-4985 (1473 amino acids)
Cellular component (GO): extracellular region
Molecular function (GO): endopeptidase inhibitor activity
Source: RefSeq, a predicted model, not a curated record